Molecule: messenger RNA, 1392 nt
Organism: Pteronotus mesoamericanus
Lineage: Eukaryota; Metazoa; Chordata; Mammalia; Chiroptera; Mormoopidae
Gene: OCSTAMP
Product: osteoclast stimulatory transmembrane protein
Exons: 3
Coding region: 1-1392 (463 amino acids)
Cellular component (GO): membrane
Source: RefSeq, a predicted model, not a curated record
AUGAGGACUCUCUGGAGGACAGCCGAGCACCUCGUCAGGACGGGGUGCAGAUUCUGGCACUUGGGGCUCUGCAAAGCUCUUGUCCCACUGCAGGCUGCCUGGGUUGCCUUCUCUCAGCCCGUUCCAACCAGCCGUGGCCAGCUGUUGACCCAGCUCCUCCUGUGUGGUUCCCUGGCUGCCGCUGCUGUAGGUCUAGCCCACCAAUGGCUGACGUCCUCGCUGCUUUAUCCUCUGGGGCCUUCGGCCAUAGUGGCCACUGUCUGUGGCCUCCUGGUCUUCCUGGGCCUGGGCCUGGUGCCUCCAGCUCGUUGCCUGUUUGCAGUCAGCGUGCCCACCCUGGGCACAGAGCAGGGCCGUCGCCUGCUCCUGUCCUGGAGUACUGCCACCCUGGCUGUCACUGUGGUGCCCAAUGUCUUGGCCAAUGUGGGCGCAGUGGGACAGGUGCUGAGGUGUGUCACUGAGGGCUCCCUGGAGAGUCUGCUCAACACCACACACCAGCUGCACACAGCAUCCAGGACUCUGGGUCCCACUGGCCAAGGCCUGACACUCCAGGCCCAGGGCAAUGGCUCCGUCUUCCGGCUUCACAUGCUCCAGGUCACUCAGCAGGUCCUGGAGGACUUCUCUGGCCUGGAGUCUCUGGCCCGGGCAGCAGCUCUGGGGACCCAGCGGGUGGUCACAGGGCUCUUUAUGCUCGGCCUCCUGGUGGACUCAGCCCGGUACCUCCAUUGCUACCUGACUGACCUGCGGUUUGACAAUAUCUAUGCUACAGAGCAGUUGGCUCAGCGGCUGGAAGAGGCCCAGGCCGCACACCUGUUGGUGUCCCCACCAGCCUGGCUGCUGCGGGCCACUUGGCCACGGCUGUCCCAGAGGGAGCUGCUGAGCUGUUUACUAAGGCUGGGGCCACUCACCCUGCUCCUGAUGGCCACAGCUGUGACAGUGGCCACAGAUCACAUAGCCUUCCUCCUGGCACGGGCCACCGUGGACUGGGCUCAGAAGCUGCCUGCUGUGCCCAUUACACUCAUGGUCAAGUAUGAUGCUGCAUACACCGUCCUGGGCUUCAUCCCCUUCCUCUUCAACCAGCCGCCUCGAGAGAGCCCCUUCCUCUCAGCCCACAACUCCUUCCAGUGGGAGCUCCGCUUCACCUCGCCCGGCUGCCCCCUGCUGCCCGCCCAGCCCCCGCACACGGCCGCCCCCCUGGCCGCGGGGGUCCUGCAGCUCCUGGCGUGCUCCACGGUCCUGCUGGAGGCCUACGCCCGUAGACUGCGACACACCAUCGCAGCUUCCUUCUUCAAGGCCCAGGAGGCAAGAAGGGUCCGCCACCUUCAUGCCCGGCUCCAGCGGAGCUACGACAGGAGCCAAGGCCAGCAGCUGCUCCUGUGGACUCCUUCGUGA